AUGAGAGAAGUUAAUUUCAGUAUCCCAAAUGUCAACAAGGCAUCCGUGGGUAUCACGACUGCCCUCUACGAUCGACGAGCACUCGAUUGCACAUCCACACUACCAUUAAUCAAUUCACUAAACCACCUCGCAUACCUCACAACCUCGUCGGCUCGGAUAAGGGACAUCCUGACGGUCGAUGGCGGCGUCGAGAGACUGGUAUGCCUCCUCAAGGCCGGGCGGAGCAAGGAUAUGAUGGACAUGUGGAAGUGGAAUUUGGCUUUCCAGUGUGUUGUUAAUAUUGGAGUCCGAGGGUCGGAAAAUGUCCGGACGAGAGUGGUGGAGGCGGAUAUGGUCCCAGUCAUCGCUACAAUACUCGACAAUUAUAUCAAGGUAGUUGAUAGAUGUCGAGAAAAGGCAGAGGAGGCCAAGAAAGCACAAGAACAGCGUCUACACCAUACCUCACGAUCCAGCGAACACAGGGGCUCACACAAAGGAGCAUCAUUUGGGAACCGACCAUCCCGUUUCGAUACCGAGUUCCGAGCAUCACGAAGACAGCCUCCUCCACCCUCCAUCGACAUUCCUUCGACAUUCACAAAUGCUCCAUUGACAGCUGGGUCAGAUGCCAUGGAUAUAACUCCCACCGGUCCCCAAUUCGCCCUAACAUCUCCACCCGAGAGAACCACAUUCUCUGUUCACAGACACCACCACCACCAUCAUCACCAUCACAGAGGGCAAGAUGCCAGACAACACUUCUUACCUCCUUCUCGACACAAUAUCCAACCGCUAGCAACUGCUGUCCCUUCAAUGGAUGCUGCCGAUGGUUUCAACCUCAGACCAGUCCGAGAUGUUGAUCGUCUACCGUCCAUGGUCCCAGGUUUCCACGGUGGGCUGACAUCCCAGCCCGAAUCUCCAACAACCCCACUGCCUCCUAAUCAAUUGCGAUCGCCAACCGUUCGUCCUACAUCGAUGGCUCCACCAUCCGUGCGAUCACGGAGGCGGCCAUCAAUCCGUCACCAAGCUUCAAUGGCUGGUGAGCCCGAAGAUCCAAAUGCUGAUAGCAUGGCUUCCGACGAGUCUGGAGAGCCAGAAAUGUCGGGAGUCGGUGCUGGGGAUAUCCAAUCGACAGUCAAUAUUCAGGACAUCACCAUGGACGAGAACGAUAGCAUGCUCACAGCGGUUGAGACCCCUCUGGGACUGACCACGCCUACCGUAUCCGAGGCACAAGAUGCAGGUACAUUCAACAUCACACAUCGAUCCGUAAUCGAUGGCAGCAUGAUCAACGACGCUACAACUCCCACUGGACCAACUAUGGGCCUCUCCCCAGCCCAACCCGCCGCCGCAAACACACCACCCGCAAUGCCCAAUACCACCAUCCCUCGAUACCUACUUGACCGACCAACUCCCACUAGCGGUCAAGUCCUCGCGGCAAUGCCUAGAGACGAGGAUGUUCUCAUGUCUCUACAACUCCUCGCAUAUGUUUCAAAAUACUGCAACCUCCGAAGCUAUUUCCAGCGAUCUCAUCUUGUUCCAAAACUCAAGAUCGGCUCCGAACUCCACCUACUGGAUGUCGAAGACGGCUCUGCAUUCUCACCAUGCUCCUCAUCAUCCCCAACCUCAUCUAUCUCCGCCUGCGAUUCUGAAGAAGAAGAAUACCUUCUCCCAGACGACUUCAACAUCUUCCCUCUCGUCGAAAAGUUUACCGUUAGACAUCACAGUCAAGACAUGCAAUACUGGGCAGGAGUUGUGAUGCGAAACUUGUGUCGCAAGGAUGAUAGCCGUGGUGGAAUCCGACAAUGUGCAUAUUACCAAUGCGGUAAAUGGGAGGAAUUCACAAGGCAAUUCGCCAAAUGUCGCCGGUGCAGGAGGACAAAAUAUUGCAGCAAGGAAUGUCAAAAGAGUGCUUGGGUGUUCCACAGACAUUGGUGUGUUGCGGCGUCACAAUAG
Messenger RNA from Cadophora gregata, 1926 nucleotides. RefSeq lists its product as uncharacterized. Lineage: Eukaryota; Fungi; Ascomycota; Leotiomycetes; Helotiales; Ploettnerulaceae. The transcript has a single exon. Gene Ontology annotation, biological process: establishment or maintenance of cell polarity; ubiquitin-dependent protein catabolic process. Gene Ontology annotation, cellular component: MUB1-RAD6-UBR2 ubiquitin ligase complex. The record is from RefSeq and is a predicted model, not a curated record. The coding region runs from base 1 to 1926 and encodes 641 amino acids.